GGGGCGGGCGCGAAGAUGCACACGACCCAGAAGGACACGACGUACACCAAGAUCUUCGUCGGGGGGCUGCCCUACCACACCACCGACGCCAGCCUGCGCAAGUACUUCGAGGUGUUCGGCGAGAUCGAGGAGGCGGUGGUCAUCACCGACCGGCAGACGGGCAAGUCCCGGGGCUACGGAUUUGUCACCAUGGCUGACCGAGCCGCUGCUGAGAGAGCCUGCAAGGAUCCGAACCCCAUCAUUGAUGGCAGGAAGGCCAAUGUGAAUCUGGCAUACUUGGGAGCAAAACCAAGGAUCAUGCAACCAGGUUUUGCCUUCGGUGUUCAACAACUUCAUCCAGCCCUCAUACAAAGACCUUUUGGGAUCCCCGCCCACUACGUGUACCCGCAGGCGUUCGUGCAGCCCGGCGUGGUCAUCCCGCACGUGCAGCCCACGGCCGCCGCCGCCUCCACCACCCCUUACAUCGACUACACGGGCGCCGCCUACGCCCAGUACUCGGCGGCCGCCGCCGCCGCCGCCGCCGCCGCUGCCUACGACCAGUACCCGUACGCGGCCUCGCCGGCCACCGCCGGCUACGUCACGGCGGGGGGCUACGGCUACGCCGUGCAGCAGCCAAUCACCGCCGCCGCCCCUGGGACGGCCGCCGCGGCCGCCGCCGCCGCCGCCGCGGCCGCCGCCUUCGGCCAGUACCAGCCGCAGCAGCUGCAGACCGACCGCAUGCAGUAGAGCGGCCACGUGACCAGAGUCGACUCGUUUCCCCCCCCCUCCCCCAUUGCCCGACGUGUAGUAGGUAAGGCGAGUUAACAUCGACUUAACAGCUUU
Molecule: messenger RNA, 822 nt
Organism: Odobenus rosmarus divergens (Pacific walrus)
Lineage: Eukaryota; Metazoa; Chordata; Mammalia; Carnivora; Odobenidae
Gene: RBM24
Product: RNA binding motif protein 24
Exons: 4
Coding region: 16-726 (236 amino acids)
Cellular component (GO): cytosol
Molecular function (GO): mRNA 3'-UTR binding
Source: RefSeq, a predicted model, not a curated record